CCCGCCACCCGACUGCCUCUUCGUCAACGGGCAGUUUCUAAGGCGAUCCAGUGAACGAGCUGUCGAGACGUGCAAGACGGAGGCCGGGGCCGUGUCACAUCUAGACUGGCAAAACGCAUUUGAGGCAGGGCUCUGCGCGCAGUGAUAGGAUCUACCCCACUAUUCUGCACGUUGCCCUAACCGCUGUCCCACCCUCGUUGCGCGGUUUAGUUUCCCCCACGUCGCGUGCAUUCCGCCUGCUCUCUCUCUCUCUCUCUCUCUCACUCUCCUCUCUCUCUCUCUCUCUCUCUCUCACUCUCCUCUUUCUCUCUCUCUCUCUCUCCUCUCUCACUCUCCGCACCCUCUUCAUUUUCUUCUCACUCCCCGCUAUUCGCCAUCAGGAAACCCCUUGUGUCCGCUCCUUGCGCGCGGCUCGGCACAAACGAACGGGGCAGUUUUCAUACGACGUGUCCUUCCGUCAAAUCGCCGAGAAAGAGAGAGACAGAGAGGAGAAGAAAGAGAGAGCGAGGGAGAAAAAGAUAGGGAGGGAGAAAGAGAGAGAGAGAGAGGAACGCACACAAAUUGCGGUGUAAAUCUGCUGCAACGGCGUGUGACGGACAAGGCUGAAAGUGCGACCGAAACGAACGAUAGAAUUAAAGUGGCGCGAUCCCCGCUACGGUCGGCCGACACGGGAAUUCCUUCUCCGGAAAACGGUUGAUUGAAGUGCGAACGAUUUCUGUUUGUUCCGACUGCUCUCCCCUCAAAAAGACGAGAUAGCAUCCCGCAAGCGUAAUUAGCGAUAAGGGAGAGUUGUCGCUCUCCAAGGGAUUCCUCUCACAAUCAGUGUUUCCUUCUCGCAAUAUCAUGUGGAAUGUGGAUCUUCCAGGGCCGAUGCACCGUGUCAUGAUUACAGAUAGCCUCCCAAAGAUAAAUCUAUUUUUCGCAACGUGCUGCCCCACAUUGGAAAGUCAAUUGCUUCAGUUUUCGUACAAAAACUCCGCCUAAAGCGUAGUCUAUUUUCGCUUUUCGCGCUCGUCCGAGGCAAAUGAGACGGAAUCCGCAUAUAAAUGGAAUCUCCCUUGUCGGGAAGACGAUACGUAAAAGUCGGAAGUUCUUCAGUAAGGAGGUUGCAAAAAAAAAAGCAAUCAUGAAUAUAAAUGUUCCGUCGUACUUUGAGAAUCAGACGGACGCGCCGGAUGUCCUUGUUGGUUGAGAUGCAGCCGUGCGCUGCGCAGAAACGGCGUAGCGUUAUCGAGAAGCACAAAAGCGAUAAGUAAGAUGGAGAUCCGUCAAAUAUGAACAAGAAUUUAAAAUGACGCAUCGAAUGUAGAAUGAUUCGUCACGCGUAUGACAUUGUGCAAUUGUUAUCAGGAAAUAAAUCAUUAAAGCUUACUCAUGUAUUACAAAGAAAUAGAUUAUCAAGAUAAGAGACGAAGAUAGAGAAAGAAAAAGAGAGCGAUAUUUCGCUGAACGAGGAAAGAGGAGAUUGGAUCGAGCCGAGAAUCACGUGGUUUAUAUAGUUCAACACUACGAAUGCUAUAUUACGCUGAUUACAAGACCGAACACGUGGCAGCUUUAUAGACUUAUACGCUGAAGAUGGUGCUUGACGAACAAUGCGCGCUGUUCCGCCAAUGAGAAUCGAAUGAGAGAAAUCACGCUGAAGAAAUUGAAGAUGAUGGUGGACGGACAGAGAUUUGUACGUGAUUCGUGCUUUUAAAUCGAUAAUACUUCAACACGCGCCCAUCUUCGCAUCAUGGGGAAUGGCAUGAACAAGGUACUUCCUGGUCUUUACGUAGGUAAUUAUCAGGACAGCAAAGACGCCGAUCAACUGGAGCGUUUUGAGAUCACGCAUAUUCUAGCCAUUCACGACACAGCUCGCCGUUUACACUCUGAUAAGCAUUAUCUAUGCAUUUUGGCCGCCGACAGUCCAGAUCAAAACUUAUCGCAGUACUUCUCUCUGUGCAACGACUUUAUUCAUGCCGCCCGUCUUCGCGGUGGAAAUGUUCUGAUUCAUUGUCUGGCAGGAAUGUCGAGGAGUGUAACAGUAGCGGUGGCCUACAUCAUGAGCACCACCAAUCUAUCCUGGAAGGAAGCGCUCAAAGUCGUUAAAGUAGGUCGCUCCAUCGCAAAUCCGAAUGUCGGUUUUCAACAGCAGCUCAAGGACUUUGAAGCUAGCCGCUUGCAGGAGGAGCGUCGCAGAUUGAAAGAACGGUUUCCCAGCCUCGCCCUCUCCGAAUCCGACGCUGAGGCUUGCAGUUCCACUUUGAUAAAUUAUGAAACAUUAGCUCUCGCCAAAGAAGUGUGCGAGGGAAAAUGUGCCAUGGGACGCACUUGUCCGACCGGCCUCUGCCGACAGGCUUCUAAGAGGACUACGAGAAGAAAAUCGUCCACCAGCAGUAUUGGAAGCGCGUCCGGCAGGACACCGCCGCAAACACCCCGGAUGCUACCGUCCGCGCCGCCCUCGCCAGCUUUGCACAGAUCAGCCAGUGUUGUGUCUACAUCGAGGCCGAGAAGCGGACCGGCAGGAUUGCACUCUUACACUGGAGGAUCCGCUCCACCUUCCAGGGCUGUGUCGAGGGUGGAUCUCUCGGCGGCGGUCGCCUGCAGUAGUAGCAACGCUAAUAUCUCCGUCGUGGGUAGGUCGAGCGCAUUUUCGAGCAGCAGUUGGCGACUGACCGCCGGCUCCGCGCCAAACACGCCGAGGCCGACGCCGCCGGUCUCGCCGCAACGCUGGCCGAGACGGCUCUCGAAUCGGCAAACACCGCAAUUACCGAUGCUGCCGACGGAGACACACCCCUCCUCGUUGACGUAGCAUCGGGAGAAGCGCGAUUCGCUGUCGAGCCUGAUGGAGUAACAAACUGAAGGGGAGAUCGGCGAACCGCACGAAAAUUCUGCCGCCAUUAUUAUGCAUUCUCUACUAUUGGCAAAAUCAAUUGCAAAUUCAUCGUGAUUCCGGCAAGAUCAUUCGUAAGAAGGCUUCAAGCAGGAAGACAGAGAGUGCCCCGAUAAGGAUGUCUUUGAGAAUUAUACAAUUAUGACAAUGUGCCUGUUAAUGUCUUGCAAUGCGGAAAACUCGCGGAGAUUUAGUGGAAUUCCUUGGGAUAAGUUGGCGGAAUUCGUUAAACUAUCGCGCGUAAAUCAGGAUGAAUGUGCUCGGGUGAGAUGACGGCACGCCGACUCGAUUAUCAUGAACUCAUCGAGCCGGCGAGAGAGAAAAACAUCGACACAUCGAACGCGCGUACUGCAUUGCCGAGAAUCGUUGGUAAUAUCAACCUAUACAUGUUGUUACAAGUUGUUGCUUAUACUCGACGAGAAAGUGCUUUUAUCACAGACGGAACGGAAACGAUGAAACUUCUUUCGUACACAUCGGGAACACUUCGUAGUUUUAAGUGAGUUAACUCUCACGCUCCAUAAUUAGGCUUUGACCUCGAGUUAAGUUUCGGAGAAGUAUGAGAAAGAAAAUGUCACCGACGGAGUCUAUCGCUGACAAUCUAUCAUUUCAAUAUAUCACGAAGGUAACUUGAGCUGAGUCUGCACAACUGCAAAACGAUUGAUCCGAAUUGAGCGAAGUAAUGAAAUGGAAAGAUUAAUGUAUUCGGGUCGCGAAAUUAAUCCUUUGGGAUUUUAUCGAUUACGGCGCGAUAAUUGCGUGUAAUUAAGGGCCGGCAGGCCAUUUCGCGCUUUUACGAUAUCGUUCAAUCGUGCUAAUAAUUAAUGCGUUCAUUAAUGAUCCUUGCCCCCAAUUUUUCCCCCAGAGAUAAUAUAUAAAUCGUUAGCGAGUAAUUAUCGGUUGUGAGCAAUGUGUUGCUCAAAGCAGCAAUCGUGCGACAUACAAUACCGUUCCCAAAGGAUUAAUUAAAAUUAAAAGUAAAAUUAUGCAUAGCCGAUCGUGCGAAUGUUCGAAUCUUUUUCGGUAAUUUUGAAACAAGAGAAUUAACGCAACGUGAAAGAAUUCGCAUCAGGAAAUAUUUUUUGGUAGAAUUUACGGCGUGAGCGAGUGAGAGAGAGAGAGAGAGAGAGAGAGAGAGAGAGAGAGAGAGAGAGAGAGAGAGAGAGAGAGAGAGAGAGAGAGAGAGAGAGAGAGUGUGUGUGUAGCAAAAGAUAUAGAUAAUUUCGACGACGUGCUGAGAAAGCGAGAGUACGUAAAAUGUAGGCAGGUAAGCUUCUGGAUCCUCACGCGAUUCAGAAAUUACUUUACGAAGGACCGAAUGAAAGCCGGUUCGCGUGAUUAUGUUCACAAUGAAGAGAAAUGACGAAUCUUCUCGUUCCACUAAUCUAUUCCAUUAAUUUCGUUCGCAACCGUCCAUACGAUUGUUGGCUUUUUAGCGAGAUCGCACUAUUUUAUCGCAUGUUGUUAAAACUAAAAAAAAAAAAAAAAAUAUAUAUAUAUCUACAUACACAUACACACGUUGGAAAUAUACAUUGUUGUGCGAAGAGCUUUCAGAGAAUUUUAUAAACGCGCCGAUGAUGGCGCGAUUAUAUUAUUAUAUGAGUAAAAUACUAGGCAUUAGGCAAAACCGUUGUUGUUGUUCUCCCAGCACGAGCACCAGUCGUUUAUGAACGAGUCGAGAUUUAAGAUAACGUCGCUUCGGUCUCCCCUCAGUAUUAUUAGAAUGCAUGAUAAGAUAAUGUAGAUCGUUUUUUAAUCGUUUUAUCGCAUAUACUUCCGUGUACAUAUGAAAAACUGUGCGUCGCGAUAAAUUCGAUGUAUAGACAUCAUCACAGUAGUCAUUCGUUAUCAAAUAUUCAUGCUACAAAUUCGACACAUUUUUUAACGAAACGUAUGCUAUUCAUAAGCAGGAUUGGAUUAAUUCAUAAAUUUUUUGGCAUCGGCAAAUUUCAAAGAUAUUUCUUUCAAAUCAGAAACAUUAUUUAUCCAUGUGACAAACUAAAGCGAAAACCAAUGCUUCAUAAAAAAAUAAAUAUAUUGAAAUUGGUUAUGAUACGUAUAAGCGUACAAAAUAAAAAUCAAUGAAUUUAUUAAAUGUAACACUUAAGCAAAUAAUUAAUUGAAAAUUAUUUUAUGGCAUUCAAAAGUAUAAAAACUAAACAAUUUAAUUGAACGCGAUAGCCUAUCGAUACGUUAAUUGCAACAUUUCUUUCGAAUAUUACGUACCAAUGUCAUAUGUGAUAUUUAUAUUAGUUAGUUUUGUCAAUAUUAAUACAAUAUCACUGUUUACAAGCCAAGAUAAGGCACUUAAUCAUGAAAAAAGGUAAAAUAAUCUCGUUAAUCUCACGAAAUGCGUGAGGUGUAUUGAAAUAUCUCUAAAAUGUACCUAAAGUUAAUUAUUCAAUAAUUUAUUAAUCAUCAUACAGGGCAAAUAGCUAAAUACAAUCCUGUUCGCGACAGAGGGAGGAAUUGAGAUUUGAGAGAGCGGAUGAUUAUUACGAGUUGCUCUAUAUUCUAUCAACGAGUAAGCAUCGAAGAAAUUGGCGUUACUCGAAUACGGAUUUUUCCGCGACACGCGCAACCAAGAGUCAGUUUUAAACGAUUCACGAGAAAGCAGGAGCUACGAAAAAAAAAAAAAAAUAAAAA
Messenger RNA from Linepithema humile (Argentine ant), 5515 nucleotides. RefSeq names its product dual specificity protein phosphatase 15. Lineage: Eukaryota; Metazoa; Arthropoda; Insecta; Hymenoptera; Formicidae. The record is from RefSeq and is a predicted model, not a curated record. Gene Ontology annotation, cellular component: cytosol. Gene Ontology annotation, molecular function: protein tyrosine phosphatase activity; protein tyrosine/serine/threonine phosphatase activity. Gene Ontology annotation, biological process: protein dephosphorylation; signal transduction.